This is a messenger RNA of Dictyostelium purpureum, 246 nucleotides long. RefSeq lists its product as uncharacterized. The transcript has a single exon. Bases 1 to 246 code for a protein of 81 amino acids. Lineage: Eukaryota; Evosea; Eumycetozoa; Dictyosteliales; Dictyosteliaceae. The record is from RefSeq and is a predicted model, not a curated record.
AUGGCAAAACAUGUACAAGGAUUUUCAAAAGAUUAUUUAAUGAAAAAAGAAAAAUGGUUUUAUAAUAGAAUAUCACAAAAUUGUGAUUCUACUUAUAAUUUUGAAAUGUUGGGUUUCGAAUAUAAAUAUCAAUUUAAAGUCCACGUUAAACUUUUAGGUUAUAUAUGCAUCUGUGAUAAAGAUUUCCCUUUAAAUUCAAAAAUAUAUCCAGAAACUGCAGAAUAUUACAGAAAUUUAAAAGAUUGA